AUGAAAGUGGAAGCAAAAGGUGCAAAAGGGAUCAAAGGCAAAGGCAAAGGAAAAGGACUUGGAAAGAUCGGAGGAAAACAAAAAAGGCGCCACGUGAUCAGAGAAAACAUCCAAGGAAUAACCAAGCCUGCAAUUAGACGUCUAGCUCGUAGAGGAGGAGUUAAAAGACUAAGUGGGCUUGUAUAUGAUGAAACUAGAAACGUCCUAAAGUCAUUCUUAGAAAACGUGGUCCGUGACGCCGUCACUUAUACAGAGCAUGCCAGAAGAAAAACAGUCACAGCACUUGACGUCGUCUACGCUCUAAAGCGCCAAGGAAGAACUUUAUACGGAUUUGGAGGUUAA
Molecule: messenger RNA, 342 nt
Organism: Blepharisma stoltei
Lineage: Eukaryota; Ciliophora; Heterotrichea; Heterotrichida; Blepharismidae
Source: the annotation of a GenBank genome assembly